GAAAGGAUCGCAGAGGAAGCCGAUAAGAGGGCUUCUUUGCCGCUCCCUCGUACUUUCGACUCGAGGCUGACCAUAAACACGACCCCGUCCAGGAGUCAGGAAGUGUGAGAGAAGUGUCGGUAGUGGGAGAGAUGUAUGUCACUCGUGACAGAGUGUAGGCGUACAUAGUGGCGAUUACAGCUAAGGGCAGGCUUUUACUCAGUCCGGGGGAUCGGGCCGCUAGCCCUCCAAGGUAAUCCCAGGGGGUAUCCGUAUAUCUCAUAGUUGCCAACUCAGCACCUCAAGCUUAUCAUCUACUUCGAAGAUGCCAGUCAAACAGGCUUCUGGGCGAAUCAAUUUGACUCAUGCAAAGGGUUCCACUGUAGAACUACUUCUAUACGGUGCGACAGUAAUUUCAUGGAAGGCUGGAACCAUCACCGAACCUCAACCAAUUGAGCGGCUAUUCGUCUCAUCUAAAGCCGCUGUCGAUGGCUCAAAGCCCGUGCGGGGAGGUAUCCCAGUUAUAUUUCCUUGCUUCGGACCUCCCAGCCACCCAGAGCACAUGAAACUUGCCCAGCAUGGUUUUGCUAGAAAUGAAGUGUGGAAAUUCGAUAGCAUUGUGAUGGACAACGAUGAGGGCGUAUCGGUGAGGCUCACGCUCGAGCCAACCGCGGGUAUUACAGCGAAAUAUGACAAACCAUUCCAUCUAGCUUAUGUUGUUACCCUGGCUGAGCAUCAUAUUAGUACUGAUCUGCACGUCACGAAUACGUCGACCUCCACGGCUUACCCACCAGACAACCUCGAAUUCCAGGCUUUGUUCCACAACUAUAUUAGGGCUCCUGCAAACGACGUCCUUGUUUUCCCAUUGCAAAACAAAAGUUAUUUUGACAAAACAGAGGCAUUCGAAGAAGCCAGAAACAAACCGAAAGUUGAAACUAGAGCAGGAGUCGAUGUUCGUCAGUUCACCGACUCUGUGUACGAAGAUGCAGGGGGGAAAUAUGAAGUCACAUGGCCGGGAGGUGGUGUAGAGAUCAUGGUUCGGGAGCUAAAGGACGUUGUCGUCUGGAACCCUCAGCAGGCUGCAGGUGCGAAAAUGGGAGAUAUGGAAGAUGGAGGAUGGGAAAGGUAUGUUUGUGUUGAGCCAGGUUAUGUGAGGGGAUUUGCGAAGAUAGAGCCAGGCAAGACGUGGAUUGGACAGCAAGUUAUAUCUGUCAUUCAUCACGAAAGGAGGAUCAAUCAGUUGUGAUAAGUCCUUCUGAAUCACGCACUUACUCAAUACCGUUGGAUUAGUAGAUUUUGUAGUUCGAGCAUUGUUUGCUCUGACAAGCUUAAGCGGCAGCAUUAAAACUCGAACAUGUGACUU
Molecule: messenger RNA, 1342 nt
Organism: Suillus subaureus
Lineage: Eukaryota; Fungi; Basidiomycota; Agaricomycetes; Boletales; Suillaceae
Product: galactose mutarotase-like domain-containing protein
Exons: 4
Coding region: 305-1225 (306 amino acids)
Biological process (GO): carbohydrate metabolic process
Molecular function (GO): isomerase activity; carbohydrate binding
Source: RefSeq, a predicted model, not a curated record